AUGUGGUCAUCCAGUCGAGUUGCAAGAAGUGGGAUCAGGUUGUUGUGGCGCAUGCAUAUGCAGUGUAUAAAACGGGUUGGAUCAGAUUCUUCAUCUCGCAGCAAACGCUUGUUGUAUUCCAUGCAAAGUGAACAAAGCUACAACGAGAAGCCGUCUCAAGAGCAACGACGUGAAUGGGAGCGAGAACAGCAACUCUUGUGUACGCGCAUUACUACCCAUGACGAUCGAUUGACAUUUGAACCUGAGACGUUGGAAGGGUUAAAGUAUGUUGGAGGAGUGGACUUGAGCUUUCCAGAGGAUAAUAUGGAGGAAGCCCUUGCAUGUCUAUCCGUGUUGGCGUGGCCUAGUCUCGAGGUUGUGCAUACAUCCUACCUGAAAACACGAUUGUAUCUUCCAUACAUUGCUGGUUUCCUUGCGUUUCGUGAAGUUGGCCCAUUGUCGCAUCUAUUGCAGCAACUCAAAGAGAUAAAUCCCGAGCUGUAUCCACAAAUUGUAUUGGUCGAUGGCAACGGGCGAUUGCAUCCAAGGAUGUGUGGUAUUGCUUGUCACCUAGGCGUGGUUGCUGAUGUACCAACAGUGGGCGUUGCCAAGAACUUUUUGGUGAUUGAUAAUGAAUUGGAUAUGAAGGACGUCAAAAGCACAUGUCGUCAAGUCUUGCAUCAACGCGGAGAUCAUCACCUACUCAAGGGACGUAGCUCAGGACAAGUCUAUGGAGCAGCCUUAAGGACGACCGAUGCAGCACCGAAUCCCGUGUUUGUUAGUCAAGGUCAUCGAGUGAGCCUUGACACAGCCCUUCGUGUUGUCAUGGCAUGUAGUCGUUAUCGUAUUCCAGAACCUAUUCGUCGUGCAGAUUUAGAUAGUCGAGCCUAUAUCAAAAACAAUCCCAUGUUCACAAAAUAG
Molecule: messenger RNA, 900 nt
Organism: Lichtheimia ornata
Lineage: Eukaryota; Fungi; Mucoromycota; Mucoromycetes; Mucorales; Lichtheimiaceae
Exons: 3
Coding region: 1-900 (299 amino acids)
Biological process (GO): DNA repair
Cellular component (GO): cytoplasm; nucleolus
Molecular function (GO): RNA endonuclease activity producing 5'-phosphomonoesters, hydrolytic mechanism; single-stranded RNA binding
Source: RefSeq, a predicted model, not a curated record